AUGACGUCCCUCAUUUUCGAAGCCGAUUCUUCUUUGACCGACGAUGAGAAUGAAGGCAACUUCACGACCUCGAGUUGUAGCAUCUCCCUCAAGUCCAGUAGCACCACUGGCAUCUCUUCGAUGGACACCAACUCCAUGAGAUUCGUCAACUCGAACGGCACGUUAGACGAAUUCUUCGGCGACCGUGAACAGAACGACGAUGAAGAGGACGAGGGCAGAGGGUCGGGCAGUGACAACGAAGACCUUGACGUUCAGGUGACCAUCACGAUAGACGAAAAAAUCAAGUUCAAGUUCAGCGAGAAAGCGGGGGAAACUGAAAUCGAAACGGUUCAGUCCGAGGCUGACGAGCUUGUGGAGAAGAUGCAGACUCUCGAGACUCCCGACCUUUUGGCCCCCCUGAAGUACUACUUGAGGCCGGUUUGUACCAUUGGUACGUUUACUAUAGUUUCGAUAAGAUACAAUAGUCAUGUAAUGAUAUUAUUGUAUCUUUUCAUGUUAUAGAUAAUGUUUGUAGUUUAACAGCCUUGGGCCUUAGGGUUUUGUUGUCUUUCUCUCUCAAAACAUAAAACACCGAGAGUAACGUGACAUGCUGAUUUAAAUCGUUUUCCAGGCACUGGGACAUUUGGCCGGGUUUCCUUGACUCGCCACAAUGUGACUGGCCAUUACUACGCCUUGAAAGCGUUGUAUAUACCAUCGAUCAUCGACAGACGCCAAGUUCAACAUGUUCACAACGAGAAACGUAUCUUGACAAAGCUAGAUCAUCCAUUCGUAGUCAAACUGUAAGCAUAUAUUUCAUGCUGUACCUUCUUUCUAUAAUAUUGUUAUUCAAAUGACAGUGUCAGUAUCAUAGUAAAAGCCAUUUAACACUAUAUACCGCCUUAUUUUAGGUACGACACAGCCAAAGAUACCAGGAACUUGUACAUGAUUAUGGAGUUUUUAGCUGGCGGAGAGCUGUUUGCCUAUCUGAGAGCGACCAAAGUCUUCUCCAGCUCCAUGGUCAAGUUCUACGCAGCUGAAGUCAUUCUGGCACUAGAGUAUCUUCACGGUCUCAACAUUGUAAGUUAACACAAACUCAUUAAGUUUCUAUAUCAUCUUCUUCAUGACAUAACUCCAUUUCACAAAAACUUCUUGUAGGCGUACCGUGACUUGAAGCCAGAGAACCUGAUGAUGACACAAGAAGGUCACGUCAAGCUGACAGACUUUGGUUUCGCCAAAGAGAUCCACAAUAAGUAAGUAUCAAACACUAGCUGUACUUUAAGAUAACCAAGGUUUAAUACCUAAACAUCUUAGCAUGUCGCUUUGUCAUAAUCAGUCAGUUUGGGAUGUCAUUUCCUCAUUAACUGUAAACAUUGUCCUUUCACAACAAGCUGAGUGAUGUUACCUUGAGUUCUUUUAUCGAAAGAAUGCCAUUUCGAAUGUUACCUUGAGUUCACCUGCCCUCAACUUGUUUUUGGCCAUUCUUAUCACUAAAAUUGAUUAUUUUUUAUUUCGGGACCGGAAGCGAUUAGCCAAAAUACAGUAGAGAUUGAUUAAUGCGGAGGUGAGAAGACAACGUCAUCCGCCCUCCCCCAACUGCCUGAUUAGGGACAGCUGACAGCCGGACAGUUGUCUUAUAUUGUUGUAGAGAAAAGCAAAACAAAAUUUAACUCGGAUUAGUACAAUUUAAAAAAUAGUACACUUUGUGACAAAUAAUGACAUGAGUGGCAUCUAAAGUAUAUCUUCGAGAUAUAUGAUGAUAUGUGGUCAUGUCGUCAUGACCAUUUUACUAGUACUUUGGUCAUCAUAAUAGCCCUGUUAUAAGAUAACACAUGUCCCUAUGAUAGUAUUACCCACCAUUAUGAUACUAUGUCGUUAUACCAAUAACUUACAUCAAUAUAGUAGCAUUCCAAAACAACAUAUACUCAUAAACAUGUAACGACUGAUAAAAAUCAAUUGUUGCAGGUCGUACACAUUAUGUGGAACAGCUGAAUACUUGGCCCCAGAAUUGGCCAACCGGUCAGGUCACAAUCGUUGUGUAGAUUACUGGGCCUUGGGAGUGUUGAUCUUCGAAUUGAUGGCAGGAUACACACCAUAUCCAGGCGACGAUGCUGACGAUGUUCAGAUGAGGAUCGUGGAGCAAGAAGGCGUCCCGGAAUUCCCCAAAAAGACUUUCAGCGUGAAUGCAAAGUUAGUUGAAUAAUACAGUACUUACUCUAACUUCGCACUGAAUACGUUUUACUUAUAAAAGUUACUGUAUCACUCCUUUCUAGUAACUUACUGAACCCUCUACUAUAAGCUUACUUUCAGAGACAUUGUAACCCGACUGCUGGCUGUGACAAUGACCGAUCGAUUGGGAUACAACGGAACAUACGAAAUCAAACAACAUGCCUGGUUCGAGACAGUAGAAUGGGACAAGAUGCUAGACGUGGCCAUGAAGGUAUAUUACAGUAUUAUUCUGAAUCUACUUUGUUUGUUUAGUAAUAUUAUGACACGUCUUGUGUCAUCCACUCAAAGAUACGAUGACUAACGCUAAUCAAACCUAUUUCAGCCACCACUCCAACCUACAGUAUACCACGCGGGAGAUACUGGUAACUUCGAUACCUACGCUGAAGAAGAAACUCGAGCUCCAGCUAAACAACGAGACCUCGACCUCUUCGACGAGUGGUAG
Molecule: messenger RNA, 2647 nt
Organism: Bursaphelenchus okinawaensis
Lineage: Eukaryota; Metazoa; Nematoda; Chromadorea; Rhabditida; Aphelenchoididae
Source: the annotation of a GenBank genome assembly